Molecule: messenger RNA, 2814 nt
Organism: Microplitis mediator
Lineage: Eukaryota; Metazoa; Arthropoda; Insecta; Hymenoptera; Braconidae
Product: E3 ubiquitin-protein ligase Rnf220-like
Exons: 9
Coding region: 710-2632 (640 amino acids)
Biological process (GO): protein ubiquitination
Molecular function (GO): metal ion binding; ubiquitin protein ligase activity
Source: RefSeq, a predicted model, not a curated record
UGUCCACGAGGUAGCUCACCGGGCUGCCGGCUUCCUCUAGCAUUCAAUACCCCGCUUCCUAGCUUUCUCAGUUUGUCUCUCACGUUUAACCGUGACGGGGUGACAGCUGAUAACACUUUUGCUAGGGUACCGACAGUACUUCCCGGGGUUUAGGUUAGGUCGCAUCUAUUGACAAAGCGCGGGCUUAUGGCUCAUUGUUUGAAUUGCUAUUUUUCAAUAAACAUUUAUUAUUAUUUGCUGUCAUUCAAAUUUAACUUUAAAUAUUUACUGUUUAUUAUUAUUUUUUUACACUGUCAUAGAAACCGGUGCAAUUAUUUUGUAAUUGUAAUAAAUAUACUGUGUCAAUUGUGCGGUUAUUUACGUGCGUGAAGUGUCUCGCGUGACAGCUGAAAGAGGUUAGGUCUCUUUUAACUGCAAGCGCGCGGUUUUUAAAUAACUAGUAUUUUUAAAAAGUGAUACUAUUUUUUUUUCCUGUUAAUUGUCAAUACUCUAACUAGUUAAAUUAAUUUUUUCAAAUGACAAAUGUCUGAUUGCGUAGGAAAUAAAUAUUCGUGUGAAUAAAAUUCACAGGAAUUCUCGUGGAUAAUGCGAAUUAUUUAUCGAGUAUAAUAAAAGUAAUAACAGAUUUGUAGUAUUUGAAAUUAUAUAAUUUAUAUAUAUAUAUACAUAUAAAAUUUAACAAGAAGAUAAUCAUCACAACUGGGCAAUCAUGUGGAAAGACAGCGGUCCAACUAUGGACAAUUCUUCAUAUUUGCCGAAUCAUCUCCCGCCACCGUCCUUGGUCGUGUUUUCACAGGCCGGGGGACUCCCCGAUGGCUUGCGAAUGCAGAGACCCUUCAAUCCACAAGUAACCGACUCGAAAGAACUGCAAGUGCCAUUCAGCACAGCAGCAUCUCUGGGCUACGGACUUCAUCACAUGCUGCAUUUGCCCCAUCAAUUUCUUCAUCCGUUGGACCCCCGUUUACCAUUUGGUGCAUUUCGUCCACUGGGACCAUCGGCAUUUGCGCCACCGAGCAAGUGCCUAAAAGUCGAAACCGGAGGCUCGAGUGUAUCAUCUGGUCUCGCGAGUAUCGGCUCGCUGUCAAAUAUGUCGAAUAUGUUUUCGCCAUCACUACCGUCGUCUGGAGUUGCCGGCGGUCUACCCGGUGGACCGAGUAACCAAGAAGUUGCGCCUCAAAGUCCUGCUGGUUCGGCAAGUCGUUCACCUCUUGGAACAGGACCCGGUUCAACUAAUGCCUCUAAUCGUGGCCAGAGUCCUGAUGAUGAUGACCGCGACACAAAUGCAACACCUGGUUCUGAGAAUACAGAGCGAUCUACGCCCGAGGAAGGACGACCCUACAGACUGGGGCCAGUAUUCGGGGGUCGAUGCGGCGCAGAGGCGCUUGGUUUGGGUCUAGGACUGUCACUGGGCCCAGCCUACAGGUUCGCUCUGCCCCCGGGACUCGCUGCCAAGACCACCCGUUGUCUUUUACAAGACCAAGGUAAGAAAAAAUUUUCGUCGGAUCCGUCGUGUUGUCCGGUUUGCGGUGUUACCGUAAGACCACAAGAACUCGAGCAACAUUUCGCCCAGGAAUUAGAUCGGCUUUACAAGGUAUCUGUUAAUAAUUCACGACCAAGACAGAGGUUAUCGUUACCGCCAGGACAUCAAGAUCAUCAGCAUGGACCGAUGCUUCACGCACCUUCGACUGCUGACGGAACGAUACAGGGAAGAUGGGAAACUUACAAAAGGAUCCGCGCUAAUCGUCAAGCGAGAAUUCGGGUUAAAAAUCGUAAAAGAAAAGCAGAUGAGCCAGUUUGCCCUGUGUGCAGUGAACGUCUCUCGGGUACUCCAGAGGAACUUAAUCAGCAUGUAGAAAGAUGCUUAGCUAAACACAAUGGUGGUAAUCCUGGAUCACAUGUAAAUUUAGAUGACGAAGAAGUGGAUGUUGAAGGUGAUGCCGAAACAUUCGAAGAGUACGAAUGGGCUGGACAGAGAAGGAUCCGAGCCAGUUCGAUGCUAGUGGGAGGAUUCUCUGCCGCCGGAUUAGCCACGUCAACGAGUAAUCGUUCGAGUAAUCAAGAAGAGGAGGAAGAUUUGGUUGUGGAUGGGGAUGAUGCAGCGCAAUUCGGACCCGCUCAGUACUCGGAAGCUGAUGUGAUAGCGCCCCGUGGUGAAGGCUCAUUAAGAGAACAAAAAGAGCGCGAUGCAUUGCGCGAAGCUGUUAUAUCACCAAAUGCACCGCUUACACCCCACACACCCCCGGACCAGCCACACGGUGCCCAAGUUGACGUUAAAUCAGAACCUGGCACUACUAAUAUUAAUAAUUCAAUGUCCGUAUCACCUUCUUCUACACCACGACAACGCAGUGACAGUGACGAUGCUGGUUCUGCAUCAUCUCCAAAACGCGAAGGCACCGACGCCCCUAUUGUUGAUGCUCUGCGCAAUAGAAUUCGCGAGCUUGAAAAUGAAAUGCGGGGUCAACCUUUCAAGUGUUUAAUUUGUAUGGAACAGUAUAAAAAACCAGUAACUUCAGUGUGUUGUUGGCACGUUCAUUGCGAGCAAUGUUGGUUACAUACACUAGGAGCUAAAAAAUUGUGUCCGCAGUGCAACAUGAUCACAUCACCGUCGGAUUUACGACGUAUUUAUAUGUGAAACAUAGUAACGAGUAUAGUUUUGAAACCCGAUAAAAUAGAUAAAGAUAAAAGACCUAGUCUUAAAAAUGAAUCCACGGAUAAAUUAUUUAAUUCCAGCAAUUAAAAUUAUUUUAUGGACUCUAAAGAACAAAUAAAUAUAAUUGUACAUUUUGUAUAUUUAAAUUAAAUUAAUUGAUUCAA